CGCGUGGCGCCCCCCGCCAGUCGGGCACCACAAAUGAGAGCUGCAUCACCAGCGCCUGCUGCUCGGGCGCCUGUCCCGGCAGCAGCCCCAGCUUCUGCCGUGGCGGAGGCACCGAAGCAGCCUGGUCUGAUGGCACAGAUGGCUACAACUGCUGCUGGAGUUGCUGUAGGCUCUGCUGUCGGCCAUACCAUAGGUCAUGCGCUUACAGGAGGGUUUGGUGGAGGAAGCAGCUCUGAAGCUGCAAGGCCUGAUAUUACUUAUCAGGAGCCCCAGGCAGCUCAGCCUGCCUACCAGCAGCAGCAGUCGCAGUUUGCUCCUUGCCAGUAUGAAAUGAAACAAUUCCUGGAGUGUGCGCAGAACCAGACUGACCUCAAGCUCUGCGAGGGCUUCAGUGAAGUGCUGAAGCAGUGCAGGUUUGCUAAUGGUAAGUUGACAGUGCUACUGGGCAGCUACUAA
Molecule: messenger RNA, 456 nt
Organism: Balearica regulorum gibbericeps (East African grey crowned-crane)
Lineage: Eukaryota; Metazoa; Chordata; Aves; Gruiformes; Gruidae
Gene: CHCHD2
Product: coiled-coil-helix-coiled-coil-helix domain containing 2
Biological process (GO): mitochondrion organization; positive regulation of transcription by RNA polymerase II
Cellular component (GO): nucleus; mitochondrion
Molecular function (GO): sequence-specific DNA binding
Source: RefSeq, a predicted model, not a curated record